Messenger RNA from Rotaria socialis, 789 nucleotides. The record is from the annotation of a GenBank genome assembly. NCBI's taxonomy places the organism in Eukaryota, Metazoa, Rotifera, Eurotatoria, Philodinida, Philodinidae.
AUGUCGAACGAAGAGAAACAACAAGUUGAUGAAACAUUUGUAACACCAUGGAAUUUAGCUAUUUAUUAUCGACGAAUUUUUCCAUCGCAUAUAUAUUGUAAAUGGCUUGCUUAUGGAGAACCUGCUACAUGUUCACAAUUCGCUCAACGUGAAUUUAGUUUCACACUUGAAAAUGAUGUUUAUCGUCGUUAUCUAUCAUUUUCUAAUCAUAUGGAAUUUGAAAAAGAAUUAAUAAAAUUAUGUCCAGAAAAAAUUGAUAUUGGUGCUGUUUAUUCAGCUAAACCAAAAGAUCAUAAAAUGCUUUCUGUUGCACAAUUCUAUCCAAUUGAACGUGAACUUGUGUUCGAUAUUGAUAUGACAGACUAUGAUGAUGUUCGAUUUUGCUGCCGUGGGGCUGAUAUAUGCUCAAAAUGCUGGACAUUAAUGAGAUUUGCUAUGCAAAUCAUGGAUCGAGUACUACAUGAGGAUUUCGGAUUUGAACAUCGUCUGUGGAUUUAUUCUGGUCGACGUGGUGUUCAUUGCUGGGUUUGUGAUCAAACAGCACGAGAAUUACAAUCAAGCAUUCGACAAGCUAUUGUUGAACAUAUAACUAUUGUUACUGGUGGAAAAGAUUCAUCAAAACGUGUAACACUUUAUACUCCAUUACAUCCAUCGCUUCAACGAGCUCGUGAAAUAAUUUUAACUGAAUUUGAUGGAUACGCAUGUUUAAAACAAGAUUUCCUUGGAGAUGAUCAACGUAUCGAACGAUUUCUUCGACUUGUUCCUGAUGAUAAUAUCCUUUUUUCUUGA